AAUUCGUAUAUCCUUCGUUGAAUGAUGGUAAGUACGAUGUACUUCUUAUUUAUAUAUACCUAUAUAUAUUUCUAUGUAUUUAUUUAUCUUGUGACAUCAAUUCAACUCCAAAAGAUCCCGUGAUGUGACUGACUCAAAAAUUCUCCACAAAAAAGAUAAGAAUAAAAUAAAACAGUUACCGCGCUGUAUGUACGCGCAUAUUUAAAUAAUAAUUAAAGUAAUUAAUCAUAAAAAUGUAUUUGAAGUGGAUUUUAAUAAGUACAUUGUGCUGUUUAUUUAUUGUGAGAACUAAAGCAACUCAACGUAACGCCAUAUUGAUGUUGGCCGAUGAUGGAGGAUUUGAAAUGCGCUCAUAUAGAAACAAAAUUUGUCAAGCGCCAAAUUUAGAUAAAUUGGCUAAAGAAGGAUUAAUAUUUAAUAAUGCUUAUACUUCAGUUAGCAGCUGUUCUCCUAGUCGAUCAGCAAUAUUAACUGGUUUACCAAGUCAUCAAAAUGGUAUGUACGGUUUACAUCAAGGCGUACAUCAUUUUCAAUCAUUUGAUAAUAUCCAGAGUCUUCCGAAGUUAUUAAAAAAAAAUAAUGUGCUAACAGGAAUCAUCGGUAAAAAACACGUGGGACCAAGCCAAGUAUUUUCAUUUGAUUAUUCUGAAACUGAGGAAAAUAAUUCAAUACUCCAAGUCGGUCGUAAUAUUACAAAAAUAAAACUUCUAGUCCGCGAAUUUUUAUCAGAAAGCAAGAGAAAAAAUAAACCAUUUUUUCUAUAUGUAGCUUUUCAUGAUCCGCAUCGUUGCGGUCAUACUAAUCCAGAGUACGGUAAUUUCUGCGAGAAGUUCGGCAAUGGAGAUGAAGGAAUGGGUACAAUACCCGACUGGAAUCCGAUUUACUAUCAAUGGGAGCAAGUGCAUCUUCCUUACUUUGUCCAGGAUACAGAAGCUGCGAGACGUGAUAUCGCGGCUCAGUAUACGACUAUCUCGCGACUUGAUCAAGGUGUCGGAUUAGUGUUGAAAGAGCUUGAAGAUGCUGGAUUUAAAGAUAAUACUCUUGUUAUGUAUACGUCUGACAAUGGGAUACCUUUUCCUAAUGGACGGACAAAUUUAUAUGAUCCUGGCAUGGCUGAGCCAAUGAUUAUAUCAUCACCUUAUCACAAAGAUAGAAGGAAUCAAGUUACUUAUAGUAUGACAUCGUUACUUGAUAUUGCACCCACGAUAUUAGAUUGGUUUAAUGUCAGUUAUCAGGUAGAUCAAUCUAAUCAGACUCCCGAGGUCACAUUAACUGGUAAAUCGCUCUUGCCGCUUUUAAUUGAAGAACCUGAGGAAAAAGACGGAAUAGUAUUUGCAAGUCAAACUCAUCAUGAAGUAACAAUGUAUUAUCCAAUGCGUGUCGCCAGAACUAAACGAUACAAAUUGAUUCAUAAUUUAAAUUAUCGAAUGCCUUUUCCAAUUGAUCAAGACUUUUAUUUAUCUCCAACCUUCCAAGAUUUAUUGAAUCGAAGCCGAUCAAAUAUGCCAUUGAGGUGGACCAAAAACUUGAAGUCAUAUUACAACAGACCCGAAUGGGAGCUGUAUGACUUGAAAUAUGAUCCGGAAGAGUUAAACAACAUCAUAAAUAAACCAUCCAGCCAGACGAUUUUCAAAGAAUUGUCACAGAAAUUAUUCGAGUGGCAAAAAAAAACUAAUGACCCCUGGAUUUGUGCUCCUGGCGGAGUUCUAGAGCCUAUUGACGGUGAUAAAAAUAAUUUAGGAUGUAUGUCAACUGACUUUUAAAACCAAGUCUUUGUAAACUUGACAUAGACUGUAAUUUAAUCUCUACUUGAAUAUUUAAUGUGUGAUUAAAUUUAUCGAACAAGUUGUUAAAAAAAAAGACAUACAUUUGAUUAUAGU
Messenger RNA from Microplitis demolitor, 1880 nucleotides. It is a transcript of the gene Sgsh, whose product is annotated as N-sulphoglucosamine sulphohydrolase. Gene Ontology annotation, molecular function: N-sulfoglucosamine sulfohydrolase activity. Gene Ontology annotation, biological process: heparan sulfate proteoglycan catabolic process; glycosaminoglycan catabolic process. The coding region runs from base 234 to 1763 and encodes 509 amino acids. The transcript has 6 exons. Lineage: Eukaryota; Metazoa; Arthropoda; Insecta; Hymenoptera; Braconidae. The record is from RefSeq and is a predicted model, not a curated record.